AUGAGCGUUACGCAGCGCUCCGCCCUGCGUGAGUCGCGCAAUACGGGGCUUUCCUCGAGUGAUGCGCCAGUGCCCAAGGGCGCGGCGGGCCGCUCCACGCCGCGCCUCGAGAACAAACUCGCCUCCAAUCCGUUCGUGCAGCAGUCGCUGCAGGAGCGGGAGGCGGCGCGCCAGGCCGGCACGGCGCGGGCCACGGCGGCGGUCGCCGGCCGCGAGAAUGUGCCGGCCAAAACAGAGGGAACGAGCGCGUCAGGAUUUGCGGCGGCGCGGCGCAAGUUUGCUGCGCCAGCCUCACAGGAGUCGUCCGUCAUGAGCCGCAGCAAGACGGCGCGCAAAGUCAGUGAGGCUGCGGGCGUCUUUGGCAGCAGCCGCAUCCGCCUGUCGCGCCAGAGCCUUGCGUCCUUUCCAAGCGUCGACGGCGGCGCCAGCGCGGGCGCCCCGAUGCUGGCCGACGCGCCCGGUCCGAGUGGCCCGCUGACCAAGUGGAUGGAGAAGGAGCGCGAUAAUGUGCAGGCGUACGAGUACCUGUGCCACUGCAGUGAGGCGCAGCAGUGGAUGGAGCGCGUGAUCGGAGAGCCGCUCGGCGGCGACAUUGCGAACAUGGCCGAGGAGAUGCGCAAUGGUAUUGCGCUCGCCAAGCUCGCCAAGACGUUUGAGCCGUCGUGUGUGCCGCGCAUCUUUGUGCACCCCCGACUGCAGUUCCGCCACACGGACAACAUCAACUACUACUUCCAGUUUGUCGACAAGAUCCGCCUGCCGAACUGCUUCCGCUUCGAGCUGACGGACCUGUACGAGAAGAAAAACUUCCCCAAGGUUGUGUACUGUCUCCACGCCCUCAGUCACUUUAUGGCGCACCACGGGCGCUCCGACAAGGUCGACGAUCUCGUCGGCAAGCUCGAGUUCAACGAGGAGCAGCUGCACAAGACGCAAAAGACCAUCGAUGCGUCGGGCCUCUCGAUGCCGAGCUUCGGCGGCGUCGGCCAGGCGCUCGCGCAGGAGAUGGGCGCGGGCGGCGCGCGCCGCGUGCCCAGCGGCGAGCGGCGCAAGCCGCUCGUGCCCCCGCCCAGUACACUGCAGGCGCAGCGCGCGCACCUCAAGCCCGUUGCGCGCGAGCCGGCCAAGCCGGCCGAGCCUACCACCGCCGCAUCGCUGCGCGCGAACCUCAAGCCAGUCGGCAGCGAGCCGACGCUGCGCUCCCCCGACCGCCGCGCGCACGAUGCGCUCGAGCGUGAGCUCACGAAGCAGCGCGCCAAGGAGGACCGCAUUGCGCAGCUCGGCCAGGAGCGCCUCGCCAAGAUGGAGGCGCGCGAGCGCGAGCGUCGCGAGCGAGAUCAGGCGCGCGAACAGGAGCGCCUUUCCCAGCAGCGCGAGCGCCGGCGGCUGCGGGAGGAGCGCGAGGAGCGCAUGCGCGAGCUCGAACAGGAGCGGCUCCGCAAGCGCGCCGACUUUGAGCGCGAGCGCGAGAAGGAGCGCGAGCGUCUGCGGGAAGAGGGCGCUGCCACACUCGCCAAGGACCGCGAGCGCCGCGACCAGCUGUACACGAGCGUCCGUUCCACAACGCAGCGCGAGCUCGCAGCGCAGCGCUCGCAUCUUGAGCAGCUGCAGCGCGAGCGCGAGCGGUUCGAGACGGAGCGCGAACGUGAGCGGCAAACGGCGAUCGAGCGCGUGCAUGCCGCCGAGGAACGUGCUCGUGCCGAGGAGCGCGAGCGCGAAGAAAAGGAGCGGUUCCGCCGCGAGCUCGAGUACGAGCUGGAGCGGAAGCGGCAGAUGGAGGCGUAUGCGGCGGAACUCGCCGCGGCCCAUGCCGAGACGGCCGCAGCCGAGGCACGGCUGCGCGUGCUGACCGAAGAGGCGGCGCGGCGCGACGCGGCAGAGCGGGAGCGCACGGCCUCGCGAAUGGCUACCCCGCUGCAGGCAGUGGUGCGUGGUGUGCUGGCACGCCGCGCAGCAGAAGAGGAGCGCGCGCGGUGUGCAGCGCUGGCGUCCGGGCGCCAGCUCGUGCAAGUCCAAGCGCAAGUGCGGGGCGUGCUGGUCCGCCAGGCGCUCUACGCGCAGCUGAGCCGCAUUGACGAGCACUUUGUCCUCCAGCUGCAGGCGCAGGUGCGGGGCGAGCUCGCGCGGCGGCAACUGUACGGGCGUCUCAUCGCCAUCGACGCGCAGGUCGGCACGAUGGUGCAUGUGCAGGCAGCGGUGCGUGGCGUGCUGGCGCGCCGCGCGCUGCUGCAGCGGAUGGAGGCGGUCGAGCAAGGCUCGUGGCUCGUGGCGCUGCAAGCCGCGGCGCGCGGCGUCCAGGCGCGGCGAGCGUAUGCGCAGAUGCGCAUGGCGUUCCGGCGCGCGGAAGUUGUCACGUCCGUGAGCGGCAUGCAGACGUCGCUGCGCGCCGCGCUCUCGCGACGGAAGCACCAGGAGAUGCGCAAGCAGAUGGAGUAUGUCAAGCCGGACGUCACGGGCCUGCAGGCGCAGAUCCGCGGCGUCCUCGCGCGGCAGGAAUACGACUGGUGGUGGCACCACUUGCACUCGAGUGUGGACGUGGUCGUGUACCUGCAGUCGAUGCUGCGCGGCGUGCUUGCGCGCCGCGUCUUCGACCAUGGCCUGGGCCGCUUUGUGGCGCAGAUUGAAGACGUGGUGCUCGUGCAGAGCCUGGCUCGCUCGAGGCGCGCGUCGAAGCAGUACCAGGCACUGCGCCGCGGCGUCAAUGUCCCCCUCGCGACCGUCCAGGCAUUCUCGCACCUACUCGACGACAGCGGACGCGACUACGACGAAGAGCUCGCCGUGACGCGCCUGCGCACCGACGUCGUGCAGCGGCUUCGCGAGAACGAGGCCGUGGAGACGCACGUGGCGGACCUCGACCGCAAGAUCGCCCUGCUGGUCAAGAACAAGAUCGGCAUUGAGGACGUGCUCAAGGCCAAGACGGAACGCGGCCUGCUCAGUGCCGGGCGCGCUGGCGCAUGGACGCAUGUGCUGGCGCAGGCAGACGACCCCUUCGCCGACACGGUGCUGAGCCCCGCGGCCCAGCAGCGGCUCGAGCAGUACCAGUCGCUGUUCUUUGUGCUGCAGACGCAGCCGACAUACCUGGCGCGCCUACUCGUGCUGACGAAUGCGGCGAUGGUGUCGGAGGAGGAGCGCCGCCAACUCGAGCAGACAGUGCUCGCCAUCUAUGCGUACGCACAGCGGCCACGCGAAGAGUACCUGCUGCUCAAGCUGGUGCGCAGUGCGCUCACGGAGCAGAUGCCGCGCGUCACUGCGCUCGGCACGUACGUGGAAGAGCAGGCGCCUUUCCUGCGCCUGCUGCGCCACUUUACGUGCGGCGUGCGCGAGCGCGACUACCUGUGCCUCCUGCUCGGUCCGGCCGUGCACGGCGUGGCCAGCGAACCGACGCUCGAGCUGGAGGCCGACCCUGUCGCGAUCCAGCGCGCGCUCGCCGCCGCGGCAGGCGCACCUGCGCCGCUCGGCGUCGACGGCGUCGCUGCGCUCGAAGACCCGCCGACGCGUGCGGCCUUCUUGCAGCGCCUGCAGCGCCUGCGCACGACGUGCGAGUCGUUCCUCCAGGUGCUGCGCGGCACGAGCCCGCCGAUGCCGUACGGCCUGCAGUACACACUUCAGCAGCACGAGCAAGCCCUGAAAGCACGCUUCCCGGAGAGCACCUCUGCCGAGCGCCUCCGCACCGUGACGCACCUGCUGUACCGCAGCUACCUGCACCCGGCGAUCGUGGCGCCAGAGUCGUUCGGCAUGUCGGCCGUGCCCGACACGGGGCGCCGCAACCUCGCGCAGGUGAGCGAGGUGCUUGCGCAGGUCGCGCGUGGCGAGCCGUUCGGCGAGGACCGCCUCUACCUGCAGCCGCUCAAUGACUACGUGCUCGACGCCAGUCCGCGCCUGCACCGCUGGGUACAGGCGCAGCUCGACGCGUGUGAAGCGCCUGACCUGCACUUUGGCCUCGACGAGUACAUGGACGUGUGUGCCACCCAGCAGCGGCCGGUGAUUUAUAUCUCGCCGAACGAGGUGUAUGCGGUGCACCAGCUGCUGUGCAACAACGAGGCGUCGCUGGCGACGCCUGGCGACGCGCUGGACACACUCCUGCAUGCGCUCGGCACGCCACCCGUGUCGGCGACCGCCGAGUUGAGUCGCGCGCGCGACAGUGAAGUGACGCUCGAGCUGUCGCCGCGGUUUGUGCGAGACAGGCUGGGCAGCAUGGGCGACGCGGACAUGGUGACGCGUGAGCUGUUUGUGGAGACGAAGCGCCUCGUGCUCGCCCUGCUGCGUGUGCAGACGGCGCCGAACCUCGUGGAGCUGCUCGUCUCGCCCGUCACCGACGCGGACGAGCGCGCCUGGGCGCUGCGCCGCGUGCAGCCGCCGUACGCGGACACGCCAGCUGCAGGUUUCUCGCUCGCGGACAUCAAGGCGCAGGCCCUCGAGCAUGCCCUGCACCUCGAGCAGCUGGGGCGCCUGCACCGCGCGAACCAGUACCAAGACCUGCUGGAUGCGAUCGCAGCGGAUAUCCGCGGCAAGCACCGCCGGCGCGUCGAGCGGCGCUCGCAGCACGAGAUGCUUGCUGGCACGCUGCAGAAGCUCGGCGAGCAGCGGCAGUUUAUGGAGGCGCAGAUCCAGAGCUACGAGGUGUGCAUGGACCGCGGUAUGCAUGCGAUGCAAAACAAGUCGCGGCGCCGCCUCAAAGUGAUGCCGUUCUCGCCGCAGUUUUUCCACCAGCGCAGCCUCAAGGCAGCAGGUGCGCUGCCCGCCUAUGGCUCGUACAAGUACACGGCGUCCCGCCUGCGCGCCAAAGGUGUGCUGGCGCACAUUGAGCGCCCCGAGAACUUGGCCCUAGACCAGCUGGCGUUCACCCUAUCCAGCAACGAGAUCGGCUGCUUCCAGAUCGAGACGACCGUGUCGGGCAUUGUUGCUGGCACCAUGACGGUGAAGAUGGACGAGCUGCUGGAGGCGCAGUACAAAAAGCAGCCGUACCUGAGCGCCCUCGACGGUGCCCUCCAGUUCCACCUCGAUCCCCUCAUCCGCCUCAUUAAUAAGAAGUUCUAUGUGUAG
Molecule: messenger RNA, 5037 nt
Organism: Malassezia sympodialis ATCC 42132
Lineage: Eukaryota; Fungi; Basidiomycota; Malasseziomycetes; Malasseziales; Malasseziaceae
Gene: IQG1
Product: Iqg1p
Biological process (GO): mitotic actomyosin contractile ring assembly actin filament organization; regulation of GTPase activity
Cellular component (GO): mitotic actomyosin contractile ring; cell cortex
Molecular function (GO): GTPase activator activity; actin filament binding; calmodulin binding
Source: RefSeq, a predicted model, not a curated record